UCACGAAGACUUUGUGCGCGCCUAGAAAACGCUUAAAUUUGUUUUUCAUCCAGGUUUGAACACGCAAGCAUUGCUGAUACUUCGAACAAUCUUUGCAUUUAAAACAAAUCGUUAAGUCACGAUUACUUGUUUGAUCAUGCCAUCUAAAAACAUUAUUAUAAAUUUUAUUUCAAAUCCGAUUAUUUAUUUCAAGGAUUCGAACGUCAUUAUUUGGAGCAAUCGUGUCUUGACUUGCCUAGAUGUGUUCCGAUUUUUCUUGACUGUGAAGCCCUAAAUUAAACCCACAAGUCCUCAAAUCAAACCCCAGUAUUUAAUAAAUGCGUGUGCAAAUAUAGAAAUGAGUCACUCAAAAUUAGGCCUCAAUUGCUGCUAGCAGUUUUGAUGUUGACCCUUUCAUCGGAAAUAUUGACACAAUAGCAAGCAGCUACAUCGUCAAAAUUCAAACCUCUUUUGAGAACAGUUCAAAAAUAACCCAAUCAUUUCUGUAUUUGCCUGGUUUCCAUUUUGGACGUGGCAAAACCCAAGUGACCAACGAUUCGUCAUUUGCAUCAGAGUUCAGACUUUGACAUUCGAGUUACAAGCCAACCCUUCCAGACUGAAAAGUAACGCCUAGAUACAUAUAUCUUACAUAUACUACUCAGAAGCCUCGAACCAUUUUAGGACGCACACUAAUUCGAAAGCACCCUCAUAUCCUAAUUUGGCUGAUGCCCUGAACGAUUAGAAGCUUCAGAUCUUGUUUGAACAGUGCCUAGAAUCUGGACUCCCAUGCAAGUACAGCCUCAAGACAAAGGUUCAAUCGAAGUCCAGUUGAUUUGAUAGCCUAAGUGACUUAAUCAUUUCACUGAAAACAGCUCCUAAAACAACUUGACGAAUCAGAAUCGAUAUCGCAACAAAAGAGUCGCAAAUCAAUUUUACAGGACUCGAACCGAGUUUUGAAAGUAAUACAUCCUCGUACCUAAGAUUUGGACAUAAACUAAAAUAUAAUCAAAACAAGGGAAUUUUCAAGUUUUCCCGGAAUCAGGAAAUCUCGUCCUGCGAUGGGGGAGCACAAAAAUAGUGCCAAUGGGGCGAUUGGUGGCGCUAGUGGGGGCGUGAAGAAACAACAGGAAAUGAAACUGGUGCUGAUCGGGCGAGAGGGAGUGGGCAAGAGUUGUCUGAUGAUGCAGUACAUCAGCCAUAGUUUUGACGAGAACCACGAGCCGACACUAGAAGAUACAAGUUUCACACAAAGAGUGGUAGAUGGGAAGCCAUGGGCACUGCAGAUCAUAGAUACAGCUGGACAGGAGGAGUUCCAGUAUUUAGUCGAACAGUAUUACCAAAGUGGACACGGUUUCCUGGCUGUGUUUGACUUGUGCAACAAGGAGUCCCUACACGAACUGCAGACCAUGUUCACGCGGGUGGCGAGGAGUAAGGACCUGUUGGACAACUCAGCCGAACCCAUCCACCCUCACAUCGCAUGUGUCAUUGUGGGCAACAAAGUCGACCUCCCUGCCGACCAGUUUGAAGUGACGCAAAACGACAUUGAUAGAUUCACGCGACAAUUUGAGUUUCCUUUCUUCGAGACAUCAGCCAAGACUCCUUUGAACGUGGAAGAGGCAUUCGAGCGACUAAUUAGAGAAACGUCGAUGAAAAUAUUCCACAGCCAGCCCACCCCAGACUCCUCAGGACCUCAGAAGAAGAGCAGAAAGGAAAAGGGUCACCACCACCACAACGGCGGAAGGAGCGGUGCUUCGAACAAAUGUGCUAUUUCAUAACCGUAUCCACACAAUUAAUUCAUCAAUCCUAAUACUAUAUUAUUAAAUAGAACUAGAAAUACAACAAAGCAACAAAAAUUACUCAGUAGUCGAACGUCGCGCCAAGACCAGACCGCGUAGUCUCACAGCUCAGCAAGCCAUCUAUACUUUCGAAGGGACAAAGACUGAAAACAUGAUCUAGAUUUCUGAAUGAGGCAUUCGACAAAUUCUACCAAAGAGCUUUAUUAUCCCGGAACUAGAAAAACACAUGCAGUGGAUAUAUUGACGACAGAGAACUUGAUUACGACAGCGGAAGACAAAGAAUGUCGUUCGUAUAAGCAGUGUUUGAUUGACAGAUCACAAGGUUUUCUCAUCGGAACCUUAGUUCGAAUUACCCAAAAAUGGGUUAUUCGCUUCCCGUGUUGAAUAGUACAAACAAAAGCCAAGCAGUCCGAUUUGGCGUGAAAUUUGAAAUGGCGGACCAUAUUCUGUUUUCUGGUAGCAGGAUUGGUGUCGGCCAAGUCAGUGAAAUCAGAUGUUGCAUAAUACACUGGUCGAUUGUGCCUCUAUAUCCCAAGAAACAGGAAGACGAAAGUUAUCAGAAGAUAGGUGGUUGGUUGGUUGAUUGGUUGAAAGAAAAGCGAUCGAAUCAAAAAGUAUUUAUCGCCCACCAAGUGCUGAAGCUCCGAGAGGCUUUGCAAAGAAGAGUGAUGUCCAAAUCCAAUUUUAAAUAGCUCAAGCAUUCUUUCCUGUAGUUCUAUUUUUAUAUACGUGAUCUUUUCAGAAUUCAAUUUGAGCUGAAUGAUAAAA
Symsagittifera roscoffensis is the source of this 2543-nucleotide messenger RNA. RefSeq names its product GTPase HRas-like. Gene Ontology annotation, cellular component: plasma membrane. The record is from RefSeq and is a predicted model, not a curated record. The coding region runs from base 1038 to 1754 and encodes 238 amino acids. Gene Ontology annotation, molecular function: GDP binding; GTPase activity; GTP binding. Gene Ontology annotation, biological process: Ras protein signal transduction. NCBI's taxonomy places the organism in Eukaryota, Metazoa, Xenacoelomorpha, Acoela, Convolutidae. The transcript has 4 exons.